Quercus lobata is the source of this 558-nucleotide messenger RNA. RefSeq lists its product as uncharacterized. The transcript has a single exon. Lineage: Eukaryota; Viridiplantae; Streptophyta; Magnoliopsida; Fagales; Fagaceae. The record is from RefSeq and is a predicted model, not a curated record. The coding region runs from base 1 to 558 and encodes 185 amino acids.
AUGACUGUCUAUUCUAAGGACGAAACCUCGAUGUGCAAGGUGUUCUUAUCCGGUCUAGAACCCAUGACAAUGAGAUGGUUCGAUAGCCUAAGGGCAGAUUCCAUAGGUUCCUUCAAGGAGCUCACUCAGGCAUUUGGCUCUCGUUUUAUUACAUGUACCAGGGUCCCUUGGCCCUUAGACUCCCUACUGUCUUUGUCCAUGCGAGAAGGGGAGACCUUGAAAGCAUACUUAAAUAGGUACUGGGAGACGUAUAAUGAGAUAGAUGGUGACUUUGAUGACGUCGCCAUCAGUACUUUCAAGAGUGGCCUCCCAACCGAGCAUGGUUUAAGGAAAUCCCUAACAGGAAAGCCUAUCACCAGCCUGCGCCAACUCAUAGACCAGAUUGAAAAGUAUAAAAAGGUUGAGGAAGACCAGCAACAGGGUAAAGGAAAGGUUAAAGUUAUCCCUCAGGAGAGGAGGGAUUUUAGGUCCGACCGAUUCAAUAACAACCGACCUCGGAGAGAUUUUGCUAGACAAUUUGGGUCUACCAACACCCAAACUAUUAAUUCAGUAUUCUGA